AUCUUUUCACUAGUUUGUUAAAUGUGGUUGUCCGGUAUCGCGCAUCGGGCACCGUUGGAUCGCAGAUUCUUUCUCAGUUGAUUCGAAUAGCACAGAGUAAGCAGAGAAGCCCCCAUGCCGUUGUAUUUAAUUUUCGAACAGCUGUUAGCGUCAACAGACGUAUCCAUAUUGUGGCAUACCGAUACUAAACUUUGCUAAGAUUUGAACUGCUUGUUCGAUCUUGCUAAGUAGAACGUCCUGGAAUUGGGAUACACAGAAGAAAAUGGCAAACCGUUCCAUUAAGGUAUUGCUGAUCGGUGAUGGGGCAGUUGGAAAAACGAGCCUUUGCACCGUCUUUGUUCAUCACUGUUUUCCAAGUGAAUACGUCCCCAGUGUGUUGGACCAAUUCUUCGCAAGUAUUAACAUUGAAGGUAAAAUGUAUGCACUGAACAUUUGGGAUACAGCCGGGCAAGAAGAUUUUGACAGACUACGCAUGUUAUCCUAUCCUAAUACAGACGUUUUUGUGGUGUGUUACGCCGUCAACUGUCGAAAUUCUUUUACCAACUUGACAGCUAAAUGGAUUCCCGAAAUAACCAAACACUAUCCGAAUGCACCGUUCAUCGUCGUCGGUACGAAAGUGGACGUGAGACAUGCAUCAGAAAGCGAGGAAGAUAUUAUUUCCUAUCGGAAUGGAUGUCAUACCGCAAAACAAAUCGGAGCUACUUACUUUGUCGAAUGUUCAGCUUUGAAUGGAACCAACGUAAUAGAAAUCUUUACAAAGGCGGCUGAAACUGCCUUGGGACUACGUAGAAAACCGUGCAUCAUUCUUUAAGACAGGCUUUGGGAGAAUUUCUAAUGUAUAGCGCUAUAGCGUACUGACGCGUUCAAAAAAUUACAUGAUUUAGGAGAAAACUAAUGUUGUAUUCGUAUUCAGCGCUCAAUAUUGAUUAUCGUAGGUGAAUUUCAUCGCAUUUCAAGAGAUUAAGGAUUUUACCGAUUUUGACAAAAGUGAGAAGGCUACUCCCUUCCUACUUUUUCAUUUUUGGCAAAAAUCUAAAAAUCAUUU
Messenger RNA from Daphnia carinata, 1045 nucleotides. Its product is annotated as ras-related C3 botulinum toxin substrate 1-like. Bases 263 to 811 code for a protein of 182 amino acids. The record is from RefSeq and is a predicted model, not a curated record. The transcript has 7 exons. Gene Ontology annotation, biological process: establishment or maintenance of cell polarity; actin filament organization; regulation of actin cytoskeleton organization. Gene Ontology annotation, cellular component: cytoplasmic vesicle; cytoskeleton; plasma membrane. Lineage: Eukaryota; Metazoa; Arthropoda; Branchiopoda; Diplostraca; Daphniidae. Gene Ontology annotation, molecular function: GTPase activity; GTP binding; protein kinase binding.